Molecule: messenger RNA, 3868 nt
Organism: Ceratotherium simum simum (southern white rhinoceros)
Lineage: Eukaryota; Metazoa; Chordata; Mammalia; Perissodactyla; Rhinocerotidae
Gene: CLIC6
Product: CLIC family member 6
Molecular function (GO): D4 dopamine receptor binding; D2 dopamine receptor binding; D3 dopamine receptor binding
Source: RefSeq, a predicted model, not a curated record
CACGCCUCAAGGGAAUCCGGGUCGGAAUUAGGGUUCAGGUGGGGAGCAGACGCGGGAAGAAGCACUAGCGGUGGAGGAAGAGUCCAGAGAGUUUAAACCCGGGAGGAGGGGCGCAGCGUCUUGGGGCCGAUUUUGCCCUGUGCGUCCAGCGCACGGCUCGGCGCCUUCAGAGCCCGGAGCGGCGCCUUCAGAGCCCGGACCGCGGCGUCCUCUCGGAGGGGGCGCAGUGGCCCCAGGCACCCGCCCCUCGCCCAGCAGCGUCGAGGAAGGGUCUCAGGUCAAGGACGGGGAUCUGCGGCCAUGGCCGAGGCCGCGGAGCCGGAAGGGGGCGCCCCGGGUGCCCAGGGACUGCCCGAGGGUCCGGCGCUUCUCGGGGAGAGACUAGGCGAUCCGGGGGCCGCAGGCCCGAAGGAGGAGCGGGAGGAGGCCAGCGAGGGCGCCGCGGAGGCGCCGAGGGGCGAGCGGGCGGGCGCAGCCGCGACGGCCGCGGUGAAGGAGGGAGAGGGAGCGGGGCCGCACGGAGAGCACGCGGGUGAGCUGGCGCCGGGCGCGGGAGGUGACCCGGGGGCCGAGACGCGGGGCGCGAGGGGAGCGCAGGGCGAGGCAGAGGCCGAGGAGGGUGUCCCGGAGGGCACCGAGGCCCCUCAGGGAGGGGAAGAAGCGAGCGGCGCGGAGCAGGUGGCGGAGGCGAGCCCCGGGCGCGGCGCGCAGGGCGAGGGCCCGGAGGAGGCUCAGGGGGAGCCCGGGGACCCCGUGGCCCCAGAGGCGGAGGAGGAGGCGGAGCGCGGGCCGGAGGAGCCGGGAGGCAGUGCGCCCGGAGCUCCGGUGGACAGCAUGGACGCCGAGGGGCCGGUACCGGACAGGAUGGACGCCGAGGGGCGGGCGGGAAGGGCGCACGGGGCUGAGGGUGAGCCCCGGGAGGGAAGGGACAGCAGCCCACAGCCCCAGGCCGAGGCGAUUGAGGCCGCAGCGGCGGAAAGCGAGGAGUGCAGCCCCGGGGAGCUUGCGGCGGAGCCUCGGGGUGCAGCGGCCGGGGCCGCGGAGGAGGCGGGGGCCCCGGAGGGAGCGGAGUCGGAGGAAACGCCCCCCGGGGACGGGAGGGCAGACGCCGGCGAGGACGGGGACCAGGGUGGGCUCCAGGAGGAGAUGGAGGAGGCAGAGGAGGAGAGGCGAGAGCGGGGCCCGGAGGGGCCAGGAGAGGAUGCUGCAGCCCGGGGCGAGAAGGAGCCCCCCGAGGGCAGCGCGGAUGGCGAGGCGGCCACGCCGGAGGGGUCCGCGGAGCCGGAGCCCGAGCUCAGCAACCACCUGGCGGAGGAGGGCAGCGCAGAGGGCGGCGACGAGACGGCGCGGGUGAACGGUGGCGGGGAGGACGGCGAGGCGUCGGAGGAGGGGGCCCCGGGGCAGGAGCACGACAUCACCCUCUUCGUGAAGGCUGGUUGUGAUGGUGAGAGUAUUGGAAAUUGCCCAUUUUCUCAGCGUCUCUUUAUGAUUCUCUGGCUAAAGGGCGUUAUAUUUAAUGUGACAACAGUGGACUUGAAAAGGAAACCCGCGGACCUGCAGAACCUGGCGCCCGGAACAAACCCUCCUUUUAUGACUUUUGAUGGAGAAGUCAAGACGGAUGUGAAUAAGAUCGAGGAGUUCUUAGAGGAGAAAUUAGCUCCCCCAAGGUACCCUAAGCUGGGAACCCAACACCCUGACUCUAACUCUGCGGGAAACGAUGUGUUUGCCAAAUUCUCAGCGUUUAUAAAAAACACCAAGAAGGAUGCACAUGAGAUUUAUGAAAAGAACCUGUUAAAGUCCCUGAGGAAGCUGGAUAAUUACUUAAAUAGCCCUCUGCCUGAGGAAAUAGAUGCCUACAGCACUGAGGAAGUUGCUGUUUCUGGAAGGAAGUUCCUGGAUGGAGAUGAGCUCACGCUCGCCGACUGUAACCUCUUACCCAAGCUCCAUAUUAUUAAGAUCGUGGCCAAGAGAUACAGAGAUUUUGAAUUUCCUUCUGAAAUGACUGGCAUCUGGAGAUACUUGAACAAUGCUUAUGCUAGGGAUGAGUUCACAAAUACGUGUCCGGCUGACCAGGAGAUCGAGCAUGCCUAUUCAGAUGUUGCAAAAAGAAUGAAGUGAAGCCGGGGUAUUUUCUGUCUUACGUCUCAGUUGUAUGAGCUAGGCUAUGAAAAGAACGUGUUCUUUGCAUCCUCCCCCCGUCGAUAACCAUCCUUUGCAAAAUAAUGCCUAUAUUUUAACAAUAUCCAUAUCAGAGCAUGAUCCACUCAACACCAAAUCAUACGUGGGCUUGUAAUUUGUCAACUCACUUGUGUAUCUGAAUAAUCCCAGUAUCUGUUGUUAUACACACCAAUUGUCCGGUUUAUGUUAAUUUAUGUCUUUGACCUUCAUUGACAUUGUGAUCCGUGAUAUUUAGAGCAUGUGUUUUGCAGUUUGUUUCAAAGCAAAUUAAGUUUGGGUUCAAUGCCUCCUUCAGUUUAAAAAAAUUUGUCUAUCUCUGAUAGUUUUCAUAAUCAUGUAUAGCCUGUUUUUCUCCUCUAAAAUGGUAGUUUAAUUUUUUUCAGAAUGAAAAUACUGUUUUUGGAAUUACAAAAUGAUAUAUGCCUAUUUUAAUAUUUUAAAACAAUGUCAGAGAGUAUAAAGAAGAAAGAAAAAAGUCAACUAAAAUGUCACUACGCUUAGAUAACUACUGGUAACAUAUUGGUGAGCGUCUUCCAGAUCUUUAGUCUCUCUCUCUCACACACACAUUCACACCACACACGAUUUGAUUCCUAUGUGGUCUUGUGUUACUUUAUUUUAAGUAAAGGGGAGCUCUUGGGAAUGCACCGAUGAUCACCCAUAGAGGACCUAAAACAAAAAGAUUUGGCACUUCAGAGCUAGAGAGGAUGCUUGUGAUCAGGUUUCAUAGGGAUGGAGAACUGUCGAGUCCACAGACCGGCAGGGACCGGCAGGGACCAGCAGCGACCGGAAGCUGUGGAGGGUCCCCACUCUGCCUUGUUACAGCCUCUGUGACACCACUGCCUCUGGUUCCUGGGAAGGCAACGGGGGAGAGUGCCAAUCUGUGUCUUUUAUUCCAGCUCCCUUUCUGAUGCCUUCUCUUGCUCCCUCCGCUCUCACGGAGACCGUGCCCUCAGGAGAACUCUUAAUAUCAGCUGCAGGUUGGAGAAUCUCCCUGCCCUGUGUUGAAAUGUGAAUCAAGCACAACUUGAUUCCUUCUAACAGCCGCUCGCUAAGACCCAACACUGCACUUCUUCAGGAUGAUGUAGUGUGGGGCUAGCCUGGUUCUUGUUGCUUCUGUCUUUUAUCAUCUCAUUUCGAGGUCAGGCAGGGAAAAUCCAGGGAGAUUAAAUUCAUGGUGACUAUUCUUGGGCAGUUCUGGUAAACGGUCAAAUUGGAGAGGAAGUGGAAACUAUUGACUCAAAAGAGUUUUCUGGUUUAUCUGUGGCUUCCCCUCCACCAUACCUGUAGCCAGCCUCUCAUCAACAGCUGUGUGUGUGGGCUGGGUUGCUGGGCUCCAACUCAAGGCAUGGAAGACAAAAUGGGAGGCUGUUUAGAUACUCAUCAAGACCUCACAGGGUUGGAGCAUUAACUACCAGGCUGUGUUCCUUUGACAUUUACACUCAUCUUACAGAAAACCCUCUUGUCAAGUUGGUUGUAGUGUAUGGCUGAUGCUAAACUGCUCAUUAAAAAAAAAAGUAUAAUCUGCUCUAUGGCAAUUCAUUUGAAAGAGAGUAAAAUGCAUUAACAGUAACUGUUCUGGGAUUUAGUGAAAAAUAUCUAGUAAGAGAAACAAAGUCCUUAAUACUGUGGCCACUUUCUUUCUCCAUUACUGGCUGCUACACUUUUACCUGGAGGCGGGCGGCUCCAGCAA